CUGCUAUCAUCCCCAAGUGAAAUAAUAAAAAUUGUUUUGGCAUUAAAUCGAAACAUAAAAAAAGAACAUCAAUUGCAAUACUUGCAACGGUGCAAGAAGUGCAGCAGGCGGGCAGUUUGACGUGCAAUUUCGUACAUGUAACAACAAUUAAAUGCAUUCAAUAUUGUCAAUUUAAGCCCAAAGAAAACUAAGUGAGCUACAUAAACAAUAAACAACAGAAACAGUAAGACAAAAAAAAAAUAUACAAAACAAAAAAACAAAAAAAAAAAAAACAACAAAACAACAACAAGAGCAGCAAAAUGGCUGCACAACAGCAGCUAUUGGCUUUGAUGUCAUCGGCCUCCGGGCACAACAACAACAACAGCCCCGAGCCACUGUACGAUCUGUCAUUGAUGGCCGUUGUCAACGGCCUGGACUGCAAAGUGCCGACACUGGAGCGCAUUAGCAAGCUGCCGGAGCUGCCGCGCAAUCUGCUGAUCGAUGUCUACGAGCUGAUGUCACAGCGCGAAGAUCUGAAGGACACACUCUUGGAGGAGCUGUCCAAUCUGGAUGUAUUCCGUCCACUCGUACGCUACACAUCGGCGCGCGGCAAGCUGCUCCGCAUUGUGGCCGCCUUGAUGGCCAGCAACAAGACGCUGCCGCAUCGCCUCAGCGAAGCCUAUGUGGGCCGCUAUGCUGUGUCCCAGACAGAGGCACAGUACAAUGAAGAGGCCGAUGGCGAUGGCGAUAAGGCGGGGGCAUUGGCAACUGCACCUGUAGCCGGAGCUGAAGCCGGAGCUGGAGCUGGAGCCGGAGAGGCCGCCGCCUUGCUGCCGCAAAUUGAUUAUGAUAAAACGCAAACUAUUGACAUUGCCGCCAGCUGCCUGAGCCACAUGACUCUCAAUGACAAACAGACAGCAGCUGGAGCUGGAGCUGGAGAUGGAGCUGCCGGCGCACAGUCGGCCGCCGAAUCAGUGCCAAUGGAAACGCUGCCCGAUGAGGAUAUCAUAGCCAUUGACUUGGGUCUGCGUCUGGGCAGCUUUCUGUCCGUGGCCGGCUGGAUGCAGGAGAGCAUUUCGGUGUUGUCCUGCCUCAACGAAAGACUGAAACGCAUGCGGCCCUUCAAAGAUGAGCUGGUCUUGCGUCUCGAUUGCCUGCAGCGCCUGCUCUAUGCAGAGUCGUCGCAUUGCAACUUUAAGAUGGCCCAGAAGACCUUUGGCGAACUGAUGGAGCUCAACGGCAGGCUGACGAAUGCGGUGCCGGCGGCUCUGAUUGCCAUGGCCUAUACGCAAAUCUCGUCCAUGUACUUUGCCCGCAACGAGUACAACAAUAGUCACAUGUGGAGCGUGCAGGCCAUGCGCCACUUGGAAAUGUCUGCGCCCACACGCGUUGCCAUCGAUGUGCUGCGACAGGCGGCCAAGGCCUGCGUGGUGAAGCGUGAUUUUGCACGCGCCAAUUUGCUCAUCUGCCAGGCGGUGCGCCGAGCCCGCGAACAAUUUGGGCCAAAUCAUCAGAAAUACGGCGAUGCACUGCUGGAUUAUGGUUUCUUUUUGCUUAACGUCGAUUCCGUUUUUCAAUCAGUAAAGGUGUACAAGGAGGCGCUGGCCGUGCGUCGCGGCAUCUUUGGCAACAUGAACUUUCAUGUGGCAAUUGCCCAUGAGGAUCUAUCGUAUGCCUACUAUGUCCAUGAAUAUAGCACUGGCGACUUUAGCUUCGCGCAGGAGCAUGUCGACGAGGCCGUGCACAUCAUGAAGAAUCUGGUGCCCAGCAAUCAUCUGAUGUUGGCAUCGGCCAAGCGUGUUAAGGCGCUGCUGCUGGAGGAGAUAGCGUUGGAUAAAAUCGCCGAUGGCAUGGGUGAUGACGAUCUGCUCGAUCAGUCCGAGGAGCUGCACAAUUUUGCACUCCAACUCUCGCUAGAGGUGUUCGGCGAGGUGAACGUGCAGACGGCCAAGCACUAUGGCAAUCUGGGGCGGCUAUAUCAGACCAUGAAUCGAUUCGAGGAGGCCGAACGUAUGCAUCAGAAGGCGAUCAAAAUCAAAACUGACCUGCUCGGCCCCUACGACUAUGAGGUGGGCCUGUCCAUUGGCCAUCUCGCCUCGCUCUACAACUAUCAGAUGAAGAAAUUCCGUCAGGCCGAGGAUCUAUAUCUGCGCAGCAUCGAUAUAAGCUUGCGUUUGUUUGGACGCAGCUACUCUGGUCUGGAAUAUGAUUAUCUGGGACUGUGCCAUGUCUAUGAGACAUUACACGAAUUCGAGAAGUAUUUGCGCUAUGCUCACAUUCUAGAGAACUGGCAGCUGCUGCGCGGCCAGAAUAUAACACAAAACAAGUCCAGCUAUCCUGCCAUCGAGCUGGAUUACACCAUUGAUCAAGUCAAGACCAAGUUCUUUAGCAUGAAUGUCAAACGUGUGCCUACGCCGCCGGAGCCCAGCAAGAAUUGAGUGCGAGUGAAUGGAUCAAAGUGCAUAUGCAAUUGGGUCUUGGUUAGGUGUUCUAUAUACACGAAACAUACACACACACACACACACACGCAAAUUUAAAUUUUGAUUUAAACAAUGAAAUGUUAACAACAAAAAGUGCAGAAGUAGAAGAACCGAAGAAAUAUUCUAAAUUUAAUUUUGUUACGUUUUGUAUUCCGAAACCAACUCAGGCAACGAAAUGGCCUUGAAAUGAGAUAUCCUCUUAUUUUGAUACACUCAAACACACACACACAGAUACACACACCUCGUAAUUGGAUACAAAAACCGAAAAUCUUGUAUAUCCAAUAAUUGUUCAUAUUUAAAUUCUAAAAUACGAAUAUAUGAUGUGAUUGCCUAA
This is a messenger RNA of Drosophila virilis, 2793 nucleotides long. It is a transcript of the gene Pat1, whose product is annotated as Protein interacting with APP tail-1. Gene Ontology annotation, cellular component: Cul2-RING ubiquitin ligase complex. The record is from RefSeq and is a predicted model, not a curated record. Gene Ontology annotation, molecular function: protein binding; ubiquitin-like ligase-substrate adaptor activity. Gene Ontology annotation, biological process: proteasome-mediated ubiquitin-dependent protein catabolic process; intracellular protein transport. Lineage: Eukaryota; Metazoa; Arthropoda; Insecta; Diptera; Drosophilidae.